Messenger RNA from Colletotrichum orchidophilum, 1086 nucleotides. RefSeq names its product ABC transporter. The coding region runs from base 1 to 1086 and encodes 361 amino acids. The transcript has 2 exons. The record is from RefSeq and is a predicted model, not a curated record. Lineage: Eukaryota; Fungi; Ascomycota; Sordariomycetes; Glomerellales; Glomerellaceae.
AUGAUGAUCGGACCUGUCCUGCUGGCCGCCGCCAGCCUCGGCAGCAUGGCCGUAGCAUACGACACAACCUUUGGCUUCAAUGGUGCCCCCAUCAUUGAGAACCGCACUCUCGACGAAAUCCACCAGGCCGCCCUCGCCGAGGGCGGCAUCGUGACAGCCUGGCACGGAGGCGACGAGACUUACCAGCAAGACGGCCUCAAGAAGGCCUUCGAGACGAGGUUCCCCGGCAUGACGCUCAACAUCACCGUCGACGUCUCCAAGUACCACGACGGCAAUAUUGACCGCCAGCUCGCCGUCGGCGGGCUGUACGUCGACACGGCCAUCCUGCAGACCCUCCACGACUACCCCAGCUGGGACCUCGAGGGUGCCCUGCUGCACUACCAGCCCGUCAACUUCCGAAAGGUACACCCGGCCUUCCGGGACGUCCGCGGUGCUUGGCACGGGGUGUCCAUCUUUGCGUGGACGUUCAUCUGGAACACUGAGAGGGAAGUGGACGGCCCCAGAGAGUUUGCCGAUUUCCUCGAUCCCAGGUUCAAGGAUAAGCUCGUCCUCACGUACCCCAACGACGACGACGCGGUCCUAUACGCUUUUGACUUGAUCAUGCAAGAAUUCGGAUACGAAUGGUUCGAGAAGCUCCUGGCCCAGAAUCCCCGCUGGGUCCGCGGCACCGGCACGCCCGUCACCCUCCUCACGUCGCCAAACACCACCCUCUCGGCCACCUUCACCGCCGGCGUCGGCCUGGUUCCCUCGGCGCCCCUCAACGUGACCAUCCCGACCGAGGGCAGCUUCGUGACGUGGGCGCAGAGGGCGGCCAUCUUCAAGGACGCGCCGCACCCAGAGGGCGCGAAGCUCCUUCACAACUUUAUGCUGAGUGACGAGUACCAGUCGACGACGGGCUCGUGGAGCGUGCGCAAGGACGUUGCUGCGCCGGCUGGGUAUCCCGAUCUCAUGGACGUCCCGUCAACGAACCCGGUCGAGUUUGAGCGCUUCAUGGGGAACCGGGUGCGUGUUGAGCAGCUCAAGUUGUUUUUUGAGGAUAAGAUUGGGACGGCGCAGGGGCUGAGUCCUCUUAUUGAUGACUUGUGA